Molecule: messenger RNA, 2706 nt
Organism: Psilocybe cubensis
Lineage: Eukaryota; Fungi; Basidiomycota; Agaricomycetes; Agaricales; Agrocybaceae
Exons: 6
Coding region: 1-2706 (901 amino acids)
Biological process (GO): mitotic DNA damage checkpoint signaling; protein phosphorylation
Cellular component (GO): nucleus
Molecular function (GO): ATP binding; protein serine/threonine kinase activity
Source: RefSeq, a predicted model, not a curated record
AUGGAGUUCUCACACCACUCCUCCAACCCACUCGAAGCCUCCACAUCCGACGCGACAAACACGGCGUAUAAACGCGUGCUGGAUCGGACGAGGCGGAAUCAGAGCUCAUGUGCUUCUUCUGAUGAGCUUGGGCAUUGGUCGAAUAGGGAUGAGUAUUUGGAGCAUAUUGGUGAUGUUACGGGGAUGAGUGUGAGUCGUGUGGUUGGGGGUGGGGCGAAGCGUGGGGGUGAGGAUGUGACGCCGAAGGCUGGGUCGAGUCGGCUUCGGAGUCGUGUUGUUUUAGAGGGUGAGGGUGGUGGUGGGGAUGGGGAUGAGAUGCAGAGCGAGGAAGAGGAAGAUGAGCUUAAUCUUUCGCCACGGAAGAAUGUGGUGGCUGAGAUGGAGACGCCUCGCGGACAGAUGGGUCGCGCGAAGGCACCGCCGAAAUUUGGCGUGCUUGUUAUACCGCCUUUUCGGAAGAAGGAGGAUGUGGCUGCUAAAGCUCCUAUGGAGGAUGUGGCUAACGAGGUGGUCCAAGAAGAUCAAGAAGAAGAACAGGGAAUGUACGAAGAUGAAGACGCAGUGGUGCAGAUGGAGAUGCAGCAACGCGAAGAGCAAGGCGAGCAGUUCAUAGAGGUCGACGAGAACGGGCAGUACCUCGACCUCCACGAAAUCGACGACGACGAGAUGGCAGAAGAAGAAGACGAGCGUUCCUCGAGCCCACUCACCCCCUGCUCCUCCGACCGCUCCUCGCCGUCCCCCUACUCAUCCCCACAAUCCUCGCGCCCCUCCUCCCCAAACGAAGCCUACACCCUCACCAAGCGUCCCCCCGAAGAACAAGACGAGAUCCGCGAAGAGUUCGAGGAGCUGUACGACGCCGUCCCGGCGCUGCGCGAGGACUACGAGCUCGUCGACCGUCUCGGCACCGGCACGUUCUCGUCGGUGUACAAAGCCAUCGACCGGAAUUAUCGCGAGUUCCAUAAUGCGCCGUGGUUGGGGCACCACCCGCCGCAGAGCAGCGCGUAUUAUCAAGCUGCUGGGCCUGGGUAUAAGGGCCGUGGCGGGCGCGCGGCGCGUUGGAGGCGGUCGGGUAUGGAUAUGGAUGUAGAUGGAGAUGGGGAUGGGGAGGAAGAGAGGGUGCCUGAGCAGGUGUUUGUUGCUAUCAAGCGCAUCUAUACCACCAGUGGACCUGAGCGCAUCAGGAAUGAGCUCGCGAUUAUGGAAGAGUGCAGGAGCUGUCGACACACGUCGCAGAUUAUCACUGCGUUCCGGAAUGAAGACCAGGUCGUCAUUGUCCUGCCUUACCAGCGGAAUAUGGAUUUCCGGGAAUUUUAUCAGGAUUUGCAUCCAGAAGGGAUCAAAUGUUAUUUCAGAUGUCUAUUUCGUGCGCUACGAGAUAUUCAUGAGAGGGGUAUAAUCCACCGCGACGUCAAGCCCGCCAACUUUCUCUAUAACCCCUUCACCGGAGUGGGAACGCUGUGUGAUUUCGGGCUGGCAUCAAGAAUGGAAGUAACCCACCCGCUUGGAAAAUGUAUGCAUACGCACCCGACACUGGAGGAGCCGCAUGGGGCUUACAUGCCACCUGGUCCGGCUGAGAUACAAGAGAUCAAGCAGAAGCAGAAGUUGGCGCGGGCGAGGUGUAACAUGCCCUCUGAGAAAGUGGGCUAUCCGGAGAAAGAUACACGGCCGAGCAGUAAAGCGAAUCGGGCGGGCACGAGAGGGUUCCGGGCGCCUGAGGUGCUGCUUAAAUGCGGUUCGCAGAGCGGAGCUAUCGAUGUGUGGUCGGCUGGGAUCAUUUUGUUGUUCUUUUUGACUGGAAAAUUCCCCAUUUUCCAGUCGAAUGAUGAUAUUGAGGGGCUCAUGGAAAUCGCCGUAAUCAUUGGGAAAAGGAAAAUCGAACGAGCUGCUACUCUUCACGGUCGAACUAUAGCUACGAAUAUACCAGACCUGGAUCAAGACGGUAUCUCCUGGAAAGAAUUCGUAGAACGACUGAACCCUGGUAUCAAAGAGCCCAGGAAAUACGACAUGCGCUUCUAUCCGCACAACAGCAAACACCGAGACGGGCGCGGAUCAAUGAUGCCGCCUCCGCCUCCGCCUCCCUCAUCCUCACCUACCUCGCUAGACGGGUCCGAUACACUCGUCAACCCCACAUCAGCAUCAACAGCAGUGGCAGCGCACAAACAGUCCGAUCGACACGCGAACCCGCCGUCGGCGGAGCGGCACGCAAAGGAGAUGAAAUAUGCAUUCGACUUUCUCGAGAUGGUGCUCCAUUUCGAGUCCACAAAGCGCGCGACGCCGCGGAAGGCUCUGUAUCACAAGUUCCUAGAGGACGAGGCGGGCGCGCCGGAGGACGACGAUGUCGCGCCGCGCCGUAAUGGCGAAGGGCAGUGUGAGAAGUGGCAUACUGUGGACCCGCAUGGAAACCACUAUGCGGUGCUUUUGAGGCCGUGUUGGUGUAGGAGCAGACGGGAGGAUGUGUUGGGUGAGCCGGAGGAGGAGAUUGAUUUGGAUGAGGAGAGCGAGGAUGAGCUGGAGGAUGGGCAUGGGCUGGGCCAGGGGGGAGCGUGUACGGUGUUGGUGCCGUAUAAGCUUAUACUUAAUGCUGGAGAGGGCGUUGCGUUUGGGCGGGAGCCGUGUGAGCUGCAUAAAGCUGACGAGUACAGGUUGUGGACUCUCCAACGUAAUGCGGAGGGGAAGCUGGUGGCUGUACCAAGUUAUGACACUUGA